Homalodisca vitripennis (glassy-winged sharpshooter) is the source of this 585-nucleotide messenger RNA. RefSeq lists its product as uncharacterized. Gene Ontology annotation, molecular function: nucleic acid binding. The transcript is spliced from 4 exons. The coding region runs from base 211 to 570 and encodes 119 amino acids. Lineage: Eukaryota; Metazoa; Arthropoda; Insecta; Hemiptera; Cicadellidae. The record is from RefSeq and is a predicted model, not a curated record.
CAUCUGUUAUGAGAAAGUUGCAAUGCCUGAAAGCAGAAGCAAAGCAGCCAGCAGGCAGGCAGGCUAAAAUGUUAGUUUAGAGUAGCAUUGCUUGUAUUGUGUUGGGAGUGUUUGGUUGUUUGAAUAAGAUAAGGUUGCUGAAUUUUCCAGUAAUAUUCACGAAGUAAUGUACUAAACCAUGUAUUACAAUUUCUAAUAAUUUUGUUACCAAUGAAAGUCGUACCAGACGGUGAUCUCAAGUCGGCUACAGGAAUAGCGACAACCUUUUGGGAACACAACAAUUUGACAGACAAGUUAUCAAUCCAGCUGGAUCGCUCAGGUGGAGGAGGGCAGAGGGGGGAGGGUAAUGUUAAUUGGGCUGCACAUCUGCUGGAGAAACUGGGCGGCAGUCCAGCCAUGCCUCCUACCACUGGACAAGCCAGUGGUGGUAGUGGCUCAAACGUGAAUCUGGUCAUCCCAAUCAACGAGGAAUGUGGUAUCAGAGAUGUUUGGAAUCAUAACCUCCAUGAAGAAUUUCGUUCCAUAAGAAACGUUGUUCUAAAGUACACCUAUGUUGCCAUGGUAAGGUAGUAUGUUUUUAAAAUC